Plutella xylostella (diamondback moth) is the source of this 1928-nucleotide messenger RNA. RefSeq lists its product as uncharacterized. The record is from RefSeq and is a predicted model, not a curated record. Gene Ontology annotation, biological process: regulation of DNA-templated transcription. Gene Ontology annotation, cellular component: chromosome. NCBI's taxonomy places the organism in Eukaryota, Metazoa, Arthropoda, Insecta, Lepidoptera, Plutellidae.
CUGUGGGUUUUGUGACCCUGUGAGGAAUUUGGAUUUUGUUUUUCUUUUCAUUUCCAUUAUAAAUUCGAUGUUAUUGCGGUUUUCGUUUUGUUUAUGUGUCUCGUUUAAUUUCAGCUAUACUACCAUACCGAUUUUUCUAAAGUAUGGUCCUAGUUUUUAACAUAUAAAAGGUUAAUUUGGUGCCGGUUUCAUCAUGAACACCUUACUUUAUGAGAAACAAAAUAUAGAUGCAUUUCUUAAAGAAUGGGACGAUACAGCUAUGCCCUUACCGAGUUUAGAGGCGGAACCUCAUCUUCUUAUAUCGAAGGUGCGAAAACAUUAUCUAGAAUAUCUGAUCCAACUACUUUCAAGUAACUAUGAGACAAACCAAAAAUUGCUUGGAAAAAAUAUUUACUUACCCAGUGCCAUAUGGAGGUGUGCUAAAAUCUUGGAAAUAAAUGCAGUGAAGUCCUGUAUGGUUAUAGACUUGUACCGAAGAAGUAUCCUGUCUGUGAUUCACGAGUUAAAGUUGGACACUAAAAGAGGAAAACUGAACAGAAAACUACUUGAGUUACUCCAAAGCCCACCUGGAAAUGAGAAAAAAACUCAAACUAAUUUAGACCUACCAAAGAAUUGCAACUGUCCAUGUGCAUGUAACAUGACAAAAACAGAUAAAAAGAAAAGGAAGCUAUCACCAAAUACAAUAAAUAAUGAGCAGAAUUAUCCAAACCCAUAUAAGGGCAACAUGAGUGAUAUUGGUAUCCUAUGUAAGGAUGAACACACUGGAUUCAAAGAAUCUGAAUCUGAUAAAUUAUACAAGAUACCAGUCAUAACGAACUCAAGAAAUGAAACUCCAGAUGCCAUACCCAUUUCUCAAACAAACAUUGAACAAGUACAAACACCAAAAAUGGCAGAAUUAGACACUUCUGUGAAUCAAAGCAGUAAAGUAGCUACCAUGCCACGCAUGUCCACUGACUCCCAAGAAGCAGAAGACCAAAUAAUGUUACAAUUAGAACAAAUCUUUAGAGUUGAUUCAAAUGGACUUGAAGAUGAUUUAUUUGAGGGUACUCUAUGUGAUAUGUUAGAUACUACCACAAAUGGAGUCCAAGAUAGUACAAAGGCACUCUUAGAUGGUUUGGAUGAUUGUAGCAAGUCCCUUCAGCACAAUGAUUCAACUGUGGAAGAUCAAGCAGCUAAGAUCAAGUCACUUGAUGACAGACUUGCCAUGCUAGAGACCUCUGGAGUCUUACAAGCCACUACAGUAAAUGUGCCCGAAAAACCCAACUAUGAAAAUACAAUAAAACAGAAAAAGCCAGCACAGACUAAAUGGGUCUGUGAGCUUUAUUAUCAGAAGUUAUAUCUGUUUGAGAAAAUGGAUGAAAUUAGGGAUAGCAACCGAAAAAAAUACACAAGGAUUAAAGACAAGUUUUUGGAGUUGUUUGGGGAAGACAGUGAUGAUGAGGAAGAUGUGAUGUCUCCGCUGGACGAGACUCCAGAGUUUGUGCUCAGUUGCAAGGAGCGUAUUGCGCCAUGGAUUGUGAAGCUGUUGACUCCACAUUAUGUGAAGGGGCGGAUAAGAGGGAAGACCUUGUUCAAGGCACUGGCCAAACAUUUGAUUGGAUUAAUUUAUCAAUGUAGUCAUUAUCCCAGUGAAUAUGAAGUGCACAGCUUUGUUAAUGACUUCUUGAAGAACCACAAAUUGAUCCGAUGUGAAGCGGACUUCAGAGAAUUCAGGAUUGAGAACAUUUAAAAUAUACUUGUUGCCUUUUAUAAUGUUACAAAAUAUUAAAUCACUUUACCUAUAGGUUUGAGGAGAUGUUAAACCAUAAUAGGUUUUAAAUCUAUUUAUGAUAUUAUUAGGACCCAAGACAUCAUCAUUAGAAUAGUAUUUUUUCAGUUUUACUGAUAUUUGACUAUUGAAGGAAAAUAAAUCUCUUGCUUUUCUUUUA